AACAGCAUCACACAGACCGAGGCGACCUCUAUACCGACGCCAAGUAUUGAGUUGGAUCAAUUCACAGCCCGCCAUAAUCUUUUAGUAUUCGACACUGUUUGCUGUAAACAAAUAUUUGUUGAUUGAAAAUAUCACAAUAGAAAUGUCUGACGAUGGAUCAACUGCAGUUGAGAAGAAGGGAAGAGGUCGGCCUAAAGCAAAUGGAACACAAGCUGAAGCAAAAGGAGAUUUAAAGAAAAGAGGAAGACCAGCUGCUCCUGCAAAAGUAAAAGAGUCUAAAAAUUCUUCAGAUGAAGAACAGGCACCAGUAGCCAAAAGAGGUCGAGGAAGACCUAAAGGAUCUAAAAAAAAGGCAGCUGCACCUAAAGCUAAGUCUUCAUCAGGAGAAGGAAGAGCGAGAGGGCGACCACGUAAAGAUGCAGCUCCACCUAAGAAAGAUACUGCAUCAUCUGAAGAGGAACAGGAUGAUGAAGAAGAAGAGGAAGGCUCAGACGAGUAAAGCAUUUAAGAGUCUAAUGUCACUCAUUUUAGUGUAAUUUGUUUGUCAUGGAUAACUCUGCCUGGAUAACAAUUUCAUGAAUAUUUACAUUGCAGAUAAUGUCAGCAAGUCAUUCGGAUAAAUCUAAGGGGUUAUCUAGACAGUACAAAAAUCUCAGCUAAAUCACAAUUCAAUUCAUGUGAAAUUGUAUAUUUUAUAAAAUAUAAAGAGUAACAGACUUUCUUUUUUAAGUAUUUUGACCAUAGCAUUUAAUGAAAAUUAAGGGCAAUUUUACAUGAAUUGAGUUAGAUCCAGCUCUCCUUAGAACGUACAAGUUUAAGAUUUAUUUGUAAGAUCAUUUUUUAGAUUUAUUCUUAUUAAUAAUAUAUUAGGUAUUUGUAAUCUCUUCAUUUGUAAUGUAAGAAAAAAUACAUUUUUGUAGAUUUACUGAUUUGACCCGAAUGUCGAGUAUUAUUUUC
Pieris brassicae (large cabbage white) is the source of this 957-nucleotide messenger RNA. RefSeq names its product high mobility group protein HMGI-C (gene Hmga). Gene Ontology annotation, molecular function: DNA binding. Gene Ontology annotation, cellular component: nucleus; chromatin. The transcript has 4 exons. Gene Ontology annotation, biological process: regulation of DNA-templated transcription. Bases 143 to 499 code for a protein of 118 amino acids. Lineage: Eukaryota; Metazoa; Arthropoda; Insecta; Lepidoptera; Pieridae. The record is from RefSeq and is a predicted model, not a curated record.